This is a messenger RNA of Myzus persicae (green peach aphid), 1828 nucleotides long. Its product is annotated as UDP-glucuronosyltransferase 2B30-like. Bases 218 to 1789 code for a protein of 523 amino acids. The record is from RefSeq and is a predicted model, not a curated record. Gene Ontology annotation, molecular function: UDP-glycosyltransferase activity. Lineage: Eukaryota; Metazoa; Arthropoda; Insecta; Hemiptera; Aphididae. The transcript is spliced from 7 exons.
UUCAGUUAUUAUAGGCUUAUUUUUAGUUGAAAGCGAUCCGUUUCAUUUCGAUGCGAACUCGCAUCAAACGAUUUUGUGUUUAUUUUUUAUAGUAUUACAACAAAUAAUAUCGGUAAAACAUCAUCAAAAUAUUGACCGAUAUAACAUUACAACAAUUUACUAUUAUCCACGAGGUUGGAUUAUAACGACCACCUGCUUGCUUGUUUCUCUUUGAAAAAUGUUCUCCCAAGUUUCAAUAAUUUUAGUGAUUUUGACAAUCUUUGGUAGCGGGGUAGUGCGUCCGAUCGCUGCCGUUGCGGAUAUAUUGGCGUUCUUCCCGUUGCCAAUUUACAGUCAUUUUUCCGGUUUCAAUCCACUGUUCUUGGAAUUGGCGAACCGUGGUCACCGCGUGACCGUAGUCAGCCCUUUUUACCCAAAGGGAAAUGUGCCGAACACUUACCGACACGUACCCAUCCCCGAUGUGAAAAUCCAGAGAAUUCGCAGUCCACUGGAAAUUCGCCAUACAUAUCGGGUGACCAAUAUGAUCAACGUCAAGCAAGGUAUGAUAAAAAUGGUCACUCGGACUCUGGAGCUGAAUGAGACUCGUGCGUUUCUCAACGACACUCGGUACGCCUUCGAUGUGGUUUUGGCUGAAUGCUGGUACAGUGAUAUUUACCUGGCAAUAGGUCACAGAUAUUCUGCUCCGGUGGUGUGCCUGAGUCCGAUGGCACCUUCGGUGACGCUCAGCCAAUCGCUGGGCAUGCCGGACCAUCCCGCAUACGUGCCGUCGUUCUGGCUUCGGUACUCGGACUCAAUGUCGUUCGGCGAACGGCUGUACAAUUCGGCGAUCGCUGCCGCUGAGCUGAUCGUGUCCGAGAUCGCGUUCCAGUCUACGGAUCAGCAGAUGCUGGACGAUCUGUACACGUACCCUGGACACCGGAACUGCCCGCCGCUUGACGCACUCCGCCAAGCCGUCCAGCUCACGUUGGUCAACGGCCACCACUCCGUAUCGUACGCCAGGCCGUACCCACCGAACGUGGUGCAAGUGGCCGGCAUGCACAUGCGGCCUCAGACGUCUUCUACCGUUGACCAGAAAUUCAAAGCACUUCUCGACGGUGCGACCAACGGGGCGAUCUACUUCAGUUUCGGAUCGAACAUAAAGAUGUCGGACCUAGGGGAACGCGACGUCCAGUCAUUUGUCGAAUCGUUCAGAAAACUCAAGCAAAUCGUGCUAUGGAAAUGGGAAAACGGUACCAUUGCUAACCUGCCCGACAACGUGUACAUCGAUAAAUGGUUUCCGCAACAAUACAUCUUGAGCCAUAGAAACUGUAAGCUUUUCAUCACUCACGGAGGAUAUCACAGUCUUGUGGAGGCACUGCACUAUGGUUUACCGUUGAUCGGAUUUCCGUUUUAUACUGACCAGUUUUACAACAUGAGAUUCGUCAUCGAAAACGGUUUCGGAAUUGAAAUUUUACUGGAAAACCUAAACGUAAAAGUCCUCGUCGAUGCUAUUGGAAAAAUCUUCUCUGAUAUAAAUUAUAAGAAGAACGCCCAAACAGCUUCCAGUAUAUUCUUAGACCUUCCGAACUCCGCGAUGGAUACCGCAGUACAUUCUGUCGAAUACUUAAUCCGAAACGGUGUUGCAGAUUACAAAUUGCCCGCGUCCAUGAGCUUGAAUCGGUAUGAAUAUUUUCUGGUCGAUGUGGCGGUUUCGAUUGGCGUUGUUGUAUCUUUAACUGUGUUAAUUUUAUAUAAAUCCAUCUAUUACUUAAGGAACAUAACGAAUUUAAAAGAUAAAAAAUCAAAAUAAAAGAUUUAUGAUAUAACUAUCAAAAUUAUGCCGUUAAUA